Molecule: messenger RNA, 6402 nt
Organism: Lucilia cuprina (Australian sheep blowfly)
Lineage: Eukaryota; Metazoa; Arthropoda; Insecta; Diptera; Calliphoridae
Gene: fra
Product: neogenin
Exons: 9
Coding region: 1089-5930 (1613 amino acids)
Biological process (GO): cell-cell adhesion
Cellular component (GO): membrane
Molecular function (GO): protein binding
Source: RefSeq, a predicted model, not a curated record
GCAGCUCACAGAUAAACUUCAGUCUGCAAGCAAAGAACAUGGAGUACGGUUGUUAAAUGAAAAACGGAACGAAUAAAUUUACGGUCGCAUAAUUUUAAGAAUACUUGUUAUUAAUUAAAAAAAAAAACAAAGUGUAGUGUUUUCUUACAAUCAAAAUAAUAAACAAAAAAACACAAACAAUUGAUAGUUAAGAAAUGAAUGAAACAUAAUUCCAACAAAAUAGUUGAAAAGAAAAUUAUUCGUCUGAUGGUGAAGAAAAAGUGAAGUUGUGAAAAAAUUUAUUGAAACACAGGAGAUCUCAAAAAGGGUCCCAUUAAAGAAAAAAAGUGUGAUAGAGAAAGAAAAAAGGAAAGCAAUAACAACAAAAUAUUUGUAAAACAAAAAGCGUGCAGACAAGAAAAUGAAUAAAGGAAUGACAAAGAAAAAUAUUGGCAAAAUAUAAAAUAAACAAAAAUGAAGUGAUUGUUUGAAGAAAAAAGCUUAAUAAGUCCUAUUGCUGCCAGCAAUACAACAACAAUAAUAACAGAUAAAAGAAGAAUUUGUAAAUCUUCAGCAAAAAAAACAUAAUUUUUAAAAAUUUUUUAAGAAAUUCACAAUAAUAAGCUAUCGUGUGUUUACUAGUGUGUGUGUGCGUAUAAGAAAAACGGAGUAAAAGAGGGUGUGUGUGUAAAAAAAGAGAGUUUUUUGCACUUCCUGUUUACACGUUUAUUUAGUUUUUACAUUUUCCCCCUACCGUCCUUUACAAUAACUUAAAUCUCUGUUUCUAUUACAACUGCCGCAACUACCCUCUCUCUCUUUUCAAGUAACGGUAGUUUAACUGUCAAAUAUUACUUAGAAUAAAUACAAAUAAAGCAAAAUAAAGAAAAUUGUCAGUGUUUUUCAAUAAAAUAAAAAAAAAUAAAUUAUUAAAUUAAAUGUUAAGUUAAUCAUUAUCAACAAAGUGCAUAAUUUACUAAAACAAAAUUUAUUACAACAUUUUUACGCAGAAAACACCAAACAUGAUUUCCUAAACCUCUUUCAAACGCGCCUGUCAGUCUGUGUAUAGUUUCCACUUACACUUUGCUGUUUUCUUUUAUGGAAUUUUCUUAAUGCUCAUUAUGGAUUAUAAAACUACUACUAAGUCUACCACCCACCGGCUGUCCCGACAUUCCUAUACUACGUCUACAAUAUCAACAAUUUUUACGCCAAUGAAGCCGGCAUUUUGCACUAUGUUCCUGGGAAAAUGUUUUUUGUUUUUAUUAUUGAUCAAUUUGUCAACGGUGGAUUUUGUACAAGCAAGUCAAGCUCUCUCCUUUACCACAGAGCCACAAGAUGUAGUGGUACCCGAAGGUCAUUCGGUUUUACUACAAUGUGCUGGCACAGCUGUUAUGGGAAAAAAUCAAAAAAUUUCACCCAAUAUUAGAUGGCGUGGACCGGAUGGUCAAGAUUUGGGUAUUGUGGGUGAUACAUUCCGUAAUCAACUUAAAAACGGUUCCCUAUAUAUCAGUUCUGUUGAAGAGAAUCGUGGUUUGACGGGUUCAUAUCAAUGUCUUUUAUAUGUAGAUGGUAUUGGUACCAUAGUCAGUCGUUCGGCGGUGGUAUCUAUAGCACGUCUACCCGAUUUAAAUCAAGAUUUUAUUGAAACUUAUCUUUUACCGGGACAAACUGCUUACUUUCGUUGCAUGAUUGGUCAACUGCAGCAGGGUAUGAAACAUAUAGUUCAAUGGAUUAAGGAUGAUAUGCCCAUGCAAUUGGAUAAAUUGCGAAUGGUAGUGCUACCAAAUGGUGCUUUAGAAAUUGAUGAAGUUAAUUUCAGUGAUCGUGGUGUCUAUUAUUGUAAUGUUACCUCUGGUUCCAUAUCACGUUUAAGUAGUAAAACUAAUUUGAAUAUAAAGAAAUUAUCUGAAACGGGUGAGAGUGCUACAGCACCAGCAUUUCUAGUGGGGCCCUCACCGCAGACCGUUAAGGAAGGUGAUGUUGUUACCUUGGACUGUGUGGCGAAUGGUGUACCUAAGCCUCAAAUAAAAUGGCUGCGUAAUGGCGAGGAAUUGGAUUUAAGUGAUCUUGAUUCUAGAUUUUCCAUCAUUGGCACAGGAUCUUUACAAAUUUCUUCUGCCGAAGAUAUAGACUCGGGUAACUAUCAAUGUCGUGCCUCUAACACGGUCGAUUCUUUGGAUGCUCAAGCCACAGUUCAGGUUCAAGUUCCGCCUAAAUUUAUACAAAGUCCUAAAGAUAAAACUGCUUUCGAAAAAGAAGAAUUAGAACUGGAAUGUGCUAUACGGGGUAAACCUAAACCUUUGAUAAAAUGGUUGAAAAAUGGUGACUUCAUAACGCCCAAUGAUUAUAUGCAAUUGGUGGGAGGUCAUAAUUUACGCAUAUUGGGUUUGCUGCAAUCCGAUGCUGGCAUGUUUCAAUGUGUCGGCACUAAUCCGGCGGGCAGUGUUCAGGCGGCCGCACGUUUAAGAAUCGUACAACCAGGCAAAUUGAAAAACUCUCGUAAAUCCCAAUCACAAACCACUAAAUCUCUAUACCUAGACCAUUUACCGCCAAAUAUGAAAAAACGUAAAAAUAAAUUCAAUUCCGGUGAAGUACGCUUCAAAUCCGGUGACUCUAUGGAGACUACACGUAUCAUAUCGAAAAGUGCCUUAGAUAGUUUAUUAUCGCAAAAGGGCAAUAAGAAACUAUCAAAAUUACCCGAACAACCUUUAAACGAUCGUCAUUAUGGUGAUUUAUCAUCAUCAUCAUUUAACGAUGAACAAGAUGAUGUAGACAUGUCAAGGGAAUUACCCACUAGUAUACAUGAGUACGACAAGACCAAUACGAAACAUGACCAUAAUGAUGAUGACGAGGACGAUAACGAUGACUAUGAUGAUCCUACGGCUAAUGAGGAAUACAUUAAGGCCUAUAAACAUGGUGAUGAUCCCAAUAAGAUUCUUAAUUACUGGACAAAUAAGAAAAAACUUAAUCCUUCUGCUACUUUAACCACCAAUUUACCACAACAACACACCUCCUCCCAUUCAUCUGCAGUUCUAGAUAUAGGCGAAAAUGGUGCUUCUCACACCAUCGUUGGCUCAUCGGGACUUUUGGGUUCUGGUCUUAUAAAUCGUCUGCCCGGACCUCCACGUGAUCUGGUGGCGCAAAUUGUUAAGCCUCGUUUUGUUACGCUCAGUUGGAUGGAACCGAUUAAAAAUCCCGUCGAAGUUGUCUCCUAUACGGUCUACUAUAAAAUGAAUAAUAGUGAAAGAGAACUGAAACUGGUUACUAAAUCUCAUGAUGAUCAACAAGUGAACAUACAAAAUCUUUUACCCGGACGCACUUAUCAAUUUCGUGUAGUGGCCAAUACAAAUUUUGGUCCGGGAGAAUCAUCUGAGCCCCUCGAUGUCCUGACACAGCCUGAAGAAAACAUUGCGGGACCACCACGUAAUGUUGAAGGUUAUGCCCGUAAUCACAAGGAAAUCUAUGUUAAAUGGGAGGAACCUAUUGUUACCAAUGGUGAAAUCUUAAAAUAUCGUCUCUAUUAUGCUGAAGGUGAUACUGGGGCCGAAAUGUAUUAUGAUAGCACCGUUUUAGAUGCGGUCCUAACCGAAUUAAGACCCUUUACCGAAUACACAAUAACAGUGGUGCCAUUUAAUAAGAAUGGCAUGGGAGAUCCUUCAAAUGAAAUAAAAGUGAAGACAUUUUCCUCAACACCCUCGGAACCACCAAAUAAUGUUACUUUAGAGGUAACCAGCUCCACUUCUAUCACCAUACACUGGGAACCGCCUUCGGAAGAGGAACGUAAUGGCCAAAUUACAGGCUAUAAAAUACGUUAUCGUAAACUUAAAGAUGCUCCACAAGUUAAAAGUACUCCCGCCAAUAUACGUUACUACGAGCUAAAUGGUCUGGAUCGUAACUCUGAAUAUCAAGUGAAAAUUGCUGCCAUGACUGUUAAUGGUUCGGGUCCCUUUACCGAAUGGUAUCGUGUUAUGACUUUGGAAAAUGAUUUAGAUGAAACUCAAGUACCGGGAAAACCAGUAUGGAUGGGCAUUCAUCCGGGAGCCGAUACUAUAGCCUUACAUUGGGGACCUCCUCAACAGCAUGAAAUUAAAAUACGUAGUUAUGUUUUAGGCUGGGGACGUGGUAUACCCGAUGAAAAUGCUGUCGAAGUCAAGGAGUCAGAAAGAUAUUUUAUUUUAAAAGAUCUAGAACCGAACACCGAAUAUGUGGUCUCUUUAAGAGCACGCAAUAUGCAAGGUGAUGGACCUCCCAUAUAUGACAAUAUCAAGACACGCGAUGAAGAUCCUAUAGAUAUACCCACACCUUUAGAGGUGCCGGUAGGGCUAAGAGCCAUUACCAUGUCUAGUUCUUCGAUAGUGGUGUAUUGGAUUGAUACGACCUUAAGUAAAAAUCAACAUGUUACCGAUAAUCGACAUUAUAUAGUGCGCUAUGGCAUAUCACCCUCUUCACGUUAUCGUUAUCACAAUACAACCGAUUUAAAUACCAUGAUAACCGAUCUGCGUCCAAAUACACAAUAUGAAUUUUCCGUUAAAGUGGUUAAGGGACGCCGUGAAUCGGCCUGGUCUAUGGCAGUCUUAAAUACCACCUAUCAGAAUAUACCCAUAACACCACCGCGGGAGUUAAAUGUCCAACCUGAUGAACAAAAUCCCCAAAAUGUUAUACUCCACUGGCUGCCACCCAAACACACUGUUUAUCCCAUAUCGGGUUAUAAUAUAUACUAUACCACAGACACCACUAAACGGGAUCGCGAUUGGAAUAUACAAACCUUUAGUGGUGAUGAAACAUCAUUUAUACUGCCCAAUCUCAAGCCACACACCACCUACUACUUUAAAGUGCAAGCGAGAACACAAAAAAUAGGUACUGCCUCCGGUGGUGGUGCUAAUACAGCGCCGUUUUCCGCUUUGGUGGCCUAUACCACAGGAGCUGCUGUUAUCGAACAGAAACCAACCGCUAUAGGUAAAGGCAUCAAUAACGAAAUGAUACUCUAUAUGGUCAUAUUCGGUUUUGCUUUGGUGCUGUUCGUUGUCGUCGCAGUUAUCGUUAUAAUGUGCCGCCGUAAACCCCAAUCAACACCAGAGCAUACUAAGAAAAGUCUCCCAUCUUCGAACAGCUAUCAGAAGAAUAAUGUGGGUGUGCCAAAACCACCGGAUCUAUGGAUACAUCAUGAUCAAAUGGAAUUGAAAAAUAUCGAUAAAACGAUGCAUGGUUCAACGCCAGCAGGUUGUAGUGAUGGUGCUUCCAGUAGUGGUGCCUUAACUUUGCCUCGAUCGGUGGGUCAUGAUUAUGAUGUCGAAACUCCAGUGCCUAAUCAUAUUACAAAUUCAUUGGAUAAACGCUCCUAUGUGCCUGGCUAUAUGACAACCUCCUUAAACUCAACCAUGGAACGACCACAAUAUCCAAGAACACAAUACAACAUAUCGGCAAAUAGAUCUCACAUGAAUGUCGAUACUGGUCUAUCACAACAGAGUCUGUCACAGCCACAAAAUAAUUCACUAGCACAAACGCCUGAACAUCCAUAUGGAGGUUACGAUGCAAAUUUCUGCAAUUCCACUUAUGCUGGUGCUACAGCUGCGCCCGGUUCGAUAGCAGGUGGUGGCGGUUCAGUUGCUGCUAGCAAUGGCGGUGUUUCAACCAUAGAAAGUACUAAACGAGGACAUCCACUGAAAAGUUUUAGUGUGCCAGGACCACCACCAACCGGUGGACAAACACCCAUAAACAAACACACACCUGCCGUCACAAUACGUCCACAAAAUCAAUCACCCUACAAGAAACCAUCAUUCUCUGCAGCCACACCGAAUCGUUUACAGGGUGGUCCCUCGGUGGCACAUAGCACUGAUGAAAUACAAAGACUGGCACCGAGCACCUCAACGGAGGAGCUCAAUCAAGAAAUGGCCAAUUUAGAGGGUCUCAUGAAGGAUUUGAGUGCAAUAACAGCGAAUGAAUUUGAAUGUUAACAUUAGCAGAAAACCAUUAAAUUACCAUUAUUUUUAACGAAUAAAAUCAUAGCUGCCAUAACGCCAACAACAACGACUCUAACGAUUAAAGCUAAAGAAUUGCGAAGAAAUAAUAUCAAUACGAAUAAGAAAACAACAAUAACAACAACAACAACAACAACAACAACGAAGAUGGAAGAUGUCAGUAGAAUGAAUAAGUCUGGCAAUAAAGAUAAAGAUUUGCAGGGUGGUAAUACAUUGACUACGAAAUUUUAAAAAGAUUUUAAUGAACAAUUAAUUGUUUUUCGGGUUAAAUAUUUAGUAAGUGUUUAGUAAGUAUUUAGCAAGUUUUUGAGUAAAUAAAGGAUUUUGUAUAAAUUUUUAUUUGUUUUAUGAUAAGUUUUCGUACAAUUUCCAAAGUUAUUACUAUGUAAUAUAAAGUUUAAAUGAAUUUUAACGAAAUCUUAUUCAUAAGAUGAAUUUGAUUAUUUUU